ACUUCAAUUAAAAUUUAGAGGCGGGGAGCAAACCAGAAACACUGAAGUUGCACCGAUUCUCUCUCUCUCUCCCUCUCUCUCUCCGUCGAUUGGGAGAGAUUUUGCGUUCCGGUGAUCAUCGGAGGUGAUGUGAUCUUUCUUGUGGUUGGGAGAGUGAGUUUUGAGCUUAUGGCUGGAUUAGUGGCGCGCGACGGGGCGACGACGCCGACGUCGGCUAUGGAGGGGUUAAAGAAGAAGGCGGCGGCGAGGAGCUGGAUUUUACUGGAUUCCACCGGGGAAGAGACAAUCCUGGAUGUGGAUAAGUAUGCAAUCAUGCACCGAGUUCAGAUCCAUGCUCGGGAUCUGCGGAUCCUCGACCCCCUCCUCUCAUAUCCUUCUACUAUAUUGGGCAGGGAACAGGCGAUUGUUCUCAAUCUCGAGCAUAUCAAGGCGAUUAUAACUUCUGAAGAGGUUUUGCUGAGGGAUCCUUUCGAUGACAAUGUUAUCCCGAUUGUGGAGGAACUUCGGAGACGCCUACAGCCUAUGGCUACGCAGCAAGGCGAAGGGAGGGAGAACUUGAGUGGUUUGCAUGAUUUAGAAGUUCCUGAUGAAGAUGAAUCCCCUUUCGAGUUCCGAGCCCUGGAAGUUGCUCUGGAAGCAAUUUGCAGCUUUCUUGAUGCCCGAACAACAGAACUGGAGACAGCUGCCUACCCAGCCUUGGAUGAACUUACUUCAAAGAUUAGCAGCCGAAAUCUGGACCGGGUGAGGAAAUUGAAGAGUGCAAUGACUAGAUUGACUGCUCGGGUUCAGAAGGUUAGGGAUGAGCUUGAGCAAUUACUAGAUGAUGAUGACGACAUGGCAGAUCUGUAUUUGUCAAGAAAAUUGGCUGGUGCGUCAUCACCUGUAAGUGGCUCUGUUGCUACUAUUUGGGGACCUGGUUCACCAACUAUAGGCUCAAAGAUAUCUAGAGCAAGCAAGGCAAGUGCAGCAACACUUCAUGGGAAUGAAAAUGAUGUUGAGGAGCUAGAAAUGUUACUUGAGGCAUACUUCAUGCAGAUUGAUGGAACAUUAAACAAGUUAACUACGCUCCGUGAGUACAUUGAUGAUACAGAGGACUACAUAAACAUUCAACUUGAUAACCAUCGCAAUCAAUUGAUUCAGCUUGAGCUUUUUCUUAGCUCUGCAACAGUUGCUCUUUCCAUCUACGCAUUAGUCGCUGGAAUUUUUGGGAUGAAUAUACCAUAUUCAUGGAAUAAUAACCAUGGUUAUGUCUUCAGACUGGUGGUGAUCAUCUCAGGUAUAGCAUCUGCUCUACUUUUUGUUGCAAUCAUUGUAUAUGCUCGUCAGAAAGGUCUUGUUGGCUCUUGAUUUUGUAGCAUGUUGAAAUAGUUAGCAGCCAAUGGGAUAAUAAAUUCAUAGGCUGUUCAUACCAUUUCAGUUUAUACCUCCUUUACCAUUGUUGUUGUGAUAUGGCUUAAUUCUUGUAGUGAUGCAUCCUUUUUAGGAGCUACAUACAUUAGCGGUACAAACACAAUACUAGAAUAGGAUAUUUUUUCUUUUGUAAUGUGAUAAUGUAAUCAAACCAUGCUCAAUAAUUUCAUAUAAUUGCUGAUUGUCAUUUCA
Phalaenopsis equestris is the source of this 1602-nucleotide messenger RNA. Its product is annotated as magnesium transporter MRS2-I-like. The coding region runs from base 169 to 1347 and encodes 392 amino acids. The transcript is spliced from 11 exons. Lineage: Eukaryota; Viridiplantae; Streptophyta; Magnoliopsida; Asparagales; Orchidaceae. Gene Ontology annotation, cellular component: membrane. Gene Ontology annotation, molecular function: magnesium ion transmembrane transporter activity. The record is from RefSeq and is a predicted model, not a curated record. Gene Ontology annotation, biological process: transmembrane transport; magnesium ion transport.